This is a messenger RNA of Rhinichthys klamathensis goyatoka, 2025 nucleotides long. It is a transcript of the gene igfbp6b, whose product is annotated as insulin-like growth factor binding protein 6b. Gene Ontology annotation, molecular function: fibronectin binding; insulin-like growth factor II binding; insulin-like growth factor I binding. Gene Ontology annotation, biological process: regulation of insulin-like growth factor receptor signaling pathway. NCBI's taxonomy places the organism in Eukaryota, Metazoa, Chordata, Actinopteri, Cypriniformes, Leuciscidae. The coding region runs from base 167 to 805 and encodes 212 amino acids. The transcript is spliced from 4 exons. The record is from RefSeq and is a predicted model, not a curated record. Gene Ontology annotation, cellular component: extracellular region.
CUUGCCGUUUCUCACUCGUUCUCGGUUUGUAUCCUCUGGCACUGCAGGGGACUCCCGGCUUGCAGCCUCACCAAGCAAAGCUGAAAAGCGAGCAAAGAAACAGAGAGGGGAAGAAAAAGAAACAGACUUCCAGAAAUAGCAUCAGCCACGUACGACAGAACCGAGCAUGGAGAACCUGAGACCCAGACGCAAGAUGUCUUUCCUUUCCAACUUGACACCCGUUGUCCUGUUGCUGAUCGUCCACUGUGGAUCCUGGUCCCUGGCGGGUCGCUUGGGCCCCCACAAAAACUGCCUGACCUGCAAAGACGGGCACUCCUCGGGCGCGGGCCGGGCCUCCAGGGACCCGGCUGGGGCGGCCAGCACGACCGUGUUGGCGUCGGGGGAGCCCUGUGGGGUGUACACCCUGAGCUGCGCCAGGGGUCUUCGCUGCGUGCCCCCUCCGCGUGAACACAGCCCCCUUCAGGCUCUACUGCAGGGCAGAGGCUCCUGCGCCAAACAGAGCAGGACGAGUCCCACCGAGAAGCCCCGCCCCACAGGGUCACAUCCUUCACACGGUGGUGAAAUAGAAAAGGCUCCAUGUCGUAAGCUGCUCAACAGUGUCUUGCGAGGUCUUGAGCUCACCAUUUUCCAGUCUGAUCGCGACAUCUACAUCCCAAACUGUGACACGCGUGGGUUCUACAGGAAAAAGCAGUGUCGGUCCUCUAAGGGCAUGCAGCGCGGGCACUGCUGGUGCGUGGACGAGCAGGGCAACACCGUGCCGUCACGUGCCGGGGAGGAUGGCAUUUUACCAUGUGAUGGAGAGUGAGGGGAGCGACAGCCCCACAGCUCUGAGCCUGGAGGAAGAGGAGGGGUACAGGGAGAGGGGAUGACUUCAGCUCGGUGCAAGACACUGCCUGACCAGGACACACCAGGGAUAAACCACUUCACAUGGGAACGGGCCCUAACUCAGAACGUCCAGAGCACGUUCACUGCCAUAAACUCGACCAUCAUGAGCAUCAGCAUCAGAACACAGAAAUAAUGACCACUACACCACAUGAGCUUAAGUCGAGAUAGGUCAGCUCUUACAGAGAGAUCUUUAAUUCCUUGCCCUACAGUAGAACUUCUUGUGUGUGUGUGCGCGCGCGUGCGAUAGCUAUGUUUGUUUCUCAAUGGGCUGUUAUACUGUUAAAACCAUCCCCUCUCCCCUUCUCCAACAAUACACUGACUAAACUAUACUUAAGAAAACGGAAUAUACCUUCUUGUCUAAUUUAUUCUGGAGCAUUACUAAAUUUCCUUGAAUACUUUCCUUGAGGACCUGUACACAUUUGUCAUGUAAUCGACAUCUAAACACUAUCAUAAUGUGCACAUUCGGAAAGUACUCCUUUUUCAUUCAUACGACACUGACUGCAAACACACAUCGUGGAUUAUUUGUACAUAAGUGAGUUUAUUGUGGUUGGUUGUGUCAUGAGGUGGAAUAUUCUUGAAUGCUGAUGGCUGUUACCUUUUUUGAGAAGUUGUUAGGCAUAUUUUUAUAUAUUUCAAUAUGCUAUUUUAUAUAUAUAUAAAUAUAUAUAAAUUGUGGAUUUAUUUAAUGAACUACGAUGCCAUGUAUUUUUAUAUUGUCAGCAGUUUUUCAUCGUCAAAACAGAGCUUAUUUUAUUCGCUAAGUGAAUGAGUGCCAUAUGUUGGUGACACCAUACAAAGGGAUUAAAAACAAAAACAAUUUAAACACCCUUUAGAGAGCAUUUACUGCUGUACAUGUGUUUUUUAUAUUAUUAUUAUUAUUAUUUCUUGUCAGUUGUUUCAUUAUUUAUGUUGAUCCUUCAGUAUUGGAAAGUGUUAUCGCUUAAUAUCGCUUAAUAUUUUCAAUAUUUCAGAUUGUAUUCUGGGUAAUUUGUUCAGAACGCUGUGUUUUCUCAUUUCCACAAUGCAUUGAGAAAAAAAGUGCACAAAAUAAUGUCUGAUCAAUGUACCUCACAAUGAUUUUGUUGUAUCAAUAUAUGUGCCAGUAGUUGUGGGCCCUUGAAAAGGAGCCCAUUGCAAAAA